Molecule: messenger RNA, 2964 nt
Organism: Diachasmimorpha longicaudata
Lineage: Eukaryota; Metazoa; Arthropoda; Insecta; Hymenoptera; Braconidae
Gene: Past1
Product: EH domain-containing protein 3
Exons: 4
Coding region: 338-1948 (536 amino acids)
Biological process (GO): endocytosis; endosomal transport
Cellular component (GO): plasma membrane; cytoplasm
Molecular function (GO): protein binding; GTP binding; calcium ion binding
Source: RefSeq, a predicted model, not a curated record
AGGAAAUCUCAUAAGACUUCUCUGGCAGAUGAAUCAAUUUUCGAUGAGUAUCAAUACUCACUUUUAAAUUUUAUUAUGAUUAUAUAUAAUCAUUAUGGAGAAGACGAGAGCUUGAAGUUGGAAUUUUCUCAUUUACCCGUGUAAGUGUAGAGUGGGGGUUGAGUUGUGUGUGAGUGAACCAACAGAGUUCCCAGUAUCGUUCGUCACGAUUAUCACAGAAAGUACCAGGAAUCCGCCUGCUGUACUUCCAUAUCUGCAGGCGUUCAUGCUCCAUGAACGGUGACUCAGAUACUUAGUUUAUUCGAAUCACUGUGAAAUAUCUCCGUAAUCUGUCAAAAUGUUUUCCUGGCUGACCCGCGAGGGCAAUGACAAGCAGGACAUCUUUGACAAUGUCACUCAAGGCUUGAACCACAUUUACAAGACCAAACUGCUGCCCUUAGAACAGCACUAUCAGUUCCAUGACUUCCAUUCACCUCAGCUCGACGAUCCAGACUUCGAUGCUAAACCCAUGAUCUUACUCGUGGGUCAGUACUCGACCGGAAAGACAACCUUCAUAAAAUAUCUGCUGGAGCGAGACUUCCCAGGGAUUAGAAUUGGACCGGAACCGACUACGGACCGUUUCAUAGCAGUUAUGUACGAUCAAAAAGAAGGCGUAAUCCCAGGGAAUGCCCUCGUGGUGGAUCCCAGCAAGCAAUUCCGUCCGUUAGCAAAGUUCGGAAAUGCUUUCCUGAACCGACUGCAAUGCUCAAUGGUUGCAUCACCAGUUCUAAAAGGCAUAUCAAUUGUGGAUACUCCUGGAAUUCUCUCUGGAGAAAAACAGAGAGUGGACAGGGGUUACGACUUCACUGGAGUCCUCGAAUGGUUCGCCGAAAGAGUUGACAGGAUAAUUCUGCUGUUCGAUGCCCACAAACUGGACAUUUCUGACGAAUUCAGACGCUCCAUCGAAGCCCUCAGGGGGCACGACGACAAAAUCCGCAUUGUUUUGAAUAAAGCUGAUAUGAUUGACCAUCAACAACUGAUGAGAGUCUACGGAGCUCUCAUGUGGUCCUUGGGGAAGGUCCUCCAGACCCCCGAAGUGGCUAGGGUUUACAUCGGGUCAUUCUGGGACCAACCACUGAGGUACGAUGUCAACAGAAGACUCUUCGAGGCCGAGGAGCAGGAUCUUUUCAAAGACAUGCAGUCACUGCCGAAAAAUGCCACUCUCAGGAAACUCAAUGACUUGAUCAAACGGGCGAGACUUGCCAAGGUCCACGCCUACAUCAUUAGCGCCCUCCGGAAGGACAUGCCCAGCGUUUUUGGAAAGGAUGCGAAGAAGAAGGAGCUGAUUAAGAAUUUGGGGCAAAUUUAUGAUCAGCUCCAGAGGGAGCAUCAGAUCUCUCCGGGAGAUUUUCCAGAUUUAAAGAAAAUGCAGGAGAGUCUGGCCCAUCAUGAUUUCACCAAGUUCAAUCCCCUAAAACCAAGACUGUUAGAAGUAGUUGAUAAAAUGCUUGCUGAGGAUAUCGCUAAACUGAUGGCGAUGAUCCCACACGAGGAAGUUAGCAGCACGGUGGAACCGAUGAUCAGAGGGGGUGCUUUUGAAGGAGUUGAGGAUCAGAUCAGUCCCUUUGGGUAUAAAAGAGGUGAGGGAAUUGAUGCUGGUGCGGGUGAACCGGAAUGGAUUGUCAACAAGGAGCGUUACAAAUAUGAUAGUCUGUUUGACAGUCUGGGACCAACCGAUGGAAAAAUUACUGGAGCAGCCGCUAAAUUGGAAAUGGUAAAGUCCAAGCUACCUAACAGUGUGCUUGGGAAAAUAUGGAAACUUGCGGAUUACGACAAAGACGGUUUCCUCGAUGCAGAUGAAUUCUCUCUGGCAAUGCAUCUGAUAAACGUGAAACUCGAUGGCUACGACCUACCCACAGAGCUCCCAGAACAUUUAGUUCCACCAUCGAAACGAGGAAUGUAUGCAUGAUGAAAUGAAAAAUUAUUCGCCCUGGCUGAGAUAAAUUAAGACUAAAAUUUGUGACAGGCAAUGGGAAUUUAAUUUUUGAUAUGAAAUUUGAAAGGGUUCUUUUAGCACUGAUCAAUUUUUAUGCUCUUUGUAUUCGAGAAAACACUCAUGAUUGUCAUGGUAAUCCACCAACGAGGUAAGUCAACUUAUCUCACCUUGUUUUCUACUGAAUAUCUAAAAAAUUACAGGAAAUGGCGGAAUUUUUCUAAUAACAUUUUUUUGUAGAGAAAAAUGAAUUCCAUUGCAUCUAGAUUUUUAGAUAUUUAUCUAAAAAUAAGGCCAUUUCACAACAGAAAUGUUUCUACAUCACUGUUGCAUAAUAAUUUAUUGAAGCAAGCUAUAUCGAAAAACGAAGAAAUAAGAGAACAAAACAAAUUAUAUUUUUAUUAAGACUUUAAGAAAAUUUACAAAAACUAUUGAUUUGUAAGAGAAUUAUUUUGCUGAAUCAAUAUGUUCUGUAAGAAAUUGAAAAAAUGAUGUAUAUAGGUAAAGCUUUAAGAAAUCGACUUUGUACACUGCAUUUAACGUUCGUUCGAUAUUUUUUGAGCUCUAUCAACUAGCUUUCUGCACAACAAAGUUUUUGACUACAAAAUUAUGAUUCAAAAUUUUGGGAGAAGACCAUUAAAAACAUUUUAAAAACUCAAUAAUUUUUUUUUCCUCCAAUCUUGUCUUCUGCCACUCUCCGAAGCAUUUAAGCUGCAGAGAUACUUAAAAAUUAAUCUGCCAGCCUUACUUUGCUAUUGAAUUUUUUUUCCAAUGACGUUUGUAAUAGCCUUUCAUCAAUGAUAAAUAGAAGAAUCGAAGGAGUGUUCAUCGAACAAAAUAACUCAUGACUGUAAGUACCAUGAUGUUGAAUGUACACACAGCUGCACAAAAUACGUUUCUAUUUAUUUUAUGAUUUACUCAUCAUCAUUCCCACUGUGUUCAGAAAUAGAACAGAAAGUACCUAUUAAAUAAAAAAAAGUGAUGAGGUUCAA